GUAUGGUGACCAGAUAUGGCAGAGUAAACCUGAGUGCCAAAAUAUCACCCAGAAUGUCUGCAAUCUCACUCAUGAGACUGAAAAUUUCACCGAACGUUAUCUUGCCGAAGUGAGAGCUCUGGUCCCCAACUGUUGCAUCUCCGACUGGUUCAUGUCCUUGAAAUUAUGUCCUCGUGAAAACAUUAAUAUUGAAAAUAUUGAUGUAAACUAUACACCCAGCAUUCGGUCCAUCAAGUUUGUUAUUCAGCCUCCUUACACACCUUUCAAGGAUAAAAAUAACUCUCCUCUGACCGUAGUGGACAUUUUCAAACAACUUGAUAUUAAGUACCAGUACGAAAUAAUAAUGUGCUGCACAAAGAAGUGGAAAAAAAUUGAAAACAAUGAAGAAUUUAUCAUCACUGACUUGGAUCCCAAUACGGAAUAUAAUGGAACGAUACACAUCCGACAUUCUGACAAAAUCAGCACAGCCUAUGUGUUUCGAGUAAAGACGUUAUCAGAUAACACUUGGCUGCCAUAUCUGUUUGGAAUGAUUGUAUUUAUAAUCAUAUUUACCUUUGGAACUGGAUUAUACAUCAUGUAUAAGUAUGUUAAACAACACACCAUGCAGCAGCCCGCAUCUUUGGAUUUCAAAAGUAUUUCCCGUUUCCAACCUCUCUUAUUAAAUGUGGAGCAUGCCCAGAGUCCUUAUGAUUUAUCCAAGAUAAUCCAACCAGGGGUAUGUUCAACCGAGUUUAGCCAUCACAUCCAGGGCAUGCGAGAAGACCAAAAAUUAUUCAAUCCAACAGUGACAUCUUACCAGCAACAAUCCAAAACGCUACCAUUCCAGCCUCUUGACCAACCCUUGAAUGGUCUUUCAGUUGGCUAUGCCCCACAAGUGAUCAAGAACGGCCAGUCGCGUAUCCUAGGAGACAAUCCUUCUACAUUAACGUAUGGAUUAUGCAUUGAAGGGGAGGGCCACAAGGCAAACCAAGGGAUUAAGUCUGAUACUUUUAUAAGCAAUGGACACUACAAAGCCCAGAGACCAGAAAGGACUAACAAAGAGUUGACCACAAUUCAUCAGAAGGAAGGGUUGGUGGUAGAAACCAUACCCCAGGAAAACUCAAAUGGUUCACCACAAGAAUCUCCAAGACUUCUGGGAGAAUGGAGACCUACCACAGUUUAUAGAAGUGGAGGAAGCUACAGAAAACAGGCAGAAGUGCUACCUUCCAGCUUAGAAGUUGGCCAAAAUGCUAUCUUGGAGGGAGAUGAUUCUCUAGUGUUAGCUGUCCCACCGCCGCCCUUGUUUCGACGUUCUUCUUGCAACAAUCUCCCUCAAGAACUCAGCACAGGACAACCUCCUGCCUUCUGUCUCUCAGCCUGGACUGAUAAUUUUCUACAUUCCAAUCCAUUUGGAUUCCAAAGCACAGACUGUCUAGCUCAAGAAAGCCAGGGAUUAAAAAGUGAGCCUCAGCCUUUUGAUAUUUCCCCAAAUAUCCUGGACCCUCAUCAACUCAAUGGACCUUUCCCCAGUUUUUUCAAUGACUUGGAGCUGAAGCUCCAGUGGGAUGGUGGCCCAGGGGAAGCAACUUCUUAAGCAAUACAAAGAUUUUGGGAAAUUCUUUCUACAAAAUGACAUGGAAAGCUGACACUUUUUUUCUUUUUUUGCAUUUUUUUUAUUUUCAUUAAACAGACAACAUAA
Messenger RNA from Thamnophis sirtalis, 1678 nucleotides. NCBI's taxonomy places the organism in Eukaryota, Metazoa, Chordata, Lepidosauria, Squamata, Natricidae. The record is from RefSeq and is a predicted model, not a curated record.